Camelina sativa (false flax) is the source of this 594-nucleotide messenger RNA. The record is from RefSeq and is a predicted model, not a curated record. NCBI's taxonomy places the organism in Eukaryota, Viridiplantae, Streptophyta, Magnoliopsida, Brassicales, Brassicaceae.
AUGAAGAAUGAAGAGAGCAUUGACGAUUACUUCAAGAGAGUGAUGAGUGUCUCCAACCAGAUGAGGAGCAAUGGUGAAGAAAUGCCAGAUUCGAAGAUUGUUGAGAAGAUUCUUGGAACUCUGACUAAUAAAUUCACCUAUGUAGUGGUGUCUAUUGAGGAGUCUAAAGACACCGAAAAAAUUGAUGAGAAAGAUGAAGUUCUCCUCAUGGCAUAUGUAGAACUACAAGGAACCAAAAGAGGAGAUGUUUGGUUCGUGGAUUCUGGAUGCUCAAACCAUAUGUGUGGAGAGAGCAAAAUGUUUUCAAGUUUGGACAGUGCUUUCAAACACAAUGUCAAACUUGGAAACAGUCACAAACUGAUGGUUAGUGGGAAAGGAGUUGUGAAGAUAACGCUUAAUGGAGUAAGAUACGUUAUCAAUGAUGUGUACUAUGUUCCGGAGCUGAAAAACAACUUGUUGAGUGUUGGACAACUUCAAGAGAAGGGUCUCGAUGUUCUAUUCAGAGGAGGAGAAAAGAACACAUGCAGCAUUUUUCAUCCUACAAGAGGAAAAAUUGCAGAGUCAGUCAAGAGCACCAAUCGAAUGUUCGUUUAG